AUGCCUGCCUCAAUUUUCCCUUCAUACCCCCCUUCAAUAUCAUUUGAGCAAUCUUCCUACUUGCUUAAGUCUUUUAUAGAUUGGUCGCUGUUCAAUGGUCUUAGCGUCCGUCCACUUCAAGCGGAAAAUCAAAACGGAGCUCUAGCAGUACAUGCGCCAGUAACAUUAUUCCCGAGUCCCUUUCCGAGAGCAUGUUUUGAGGAGGCAAAAGCAGUCCAAAUAUGGUUCAACGAGUUAUAUGCGAGAAUUGCAGCGGACGAGGAGUGGUUAUUGAAGAUUGUGGACGAAUUGAUCGAGGUGGACGAUUUCAUGGCCCGUUUAUACAAAGUACAUCUUGAUGUCAAAAAAGAAGGCUUUAUUCAGGAUCUUUCCCUUGGCAUAUUCCGGUCGAAUUCAACACCAUCUCUGUGUCUUUUGGGGGUCUCGCGACUCGCGUUUCGGAACUCCAUAGACACUUACUGCGAGUGGGAAAUAGCCAAUGGUCUGGCAGCAGCGCACAAGGCAUAUGGUCUUGGAGGAUCGGGACGUAAUACGGCAAUAUUAUUCAUCAUUCAGGAUGAUGAAAGAAAUAUUUUUGAUCAAAGGUUGAUAGAAUAUAACCUCCUGGAAAAUCACGACAUUCAGUGCUAUCGUAUCACAAUACAACAAGUCCCGGAUCUCAUCACUCUAGAUCCUGUAACACGUGCGUUGAUAUAUCAUCCGCCACAUGAUGAUGGAGUCCAUAUGGAGAUAUCUACGGCAUAUUUUCGCUCAUGUUAUGAUCCAGAAGAUUUCCACUCUGAGACUGAUUGGGUAUCUCGUACUACAAUUGAGCGCUCAAAAGCUAUUAAGUGCCCAUCAGUCAUCACCCAGUUAGCUGGAGCCAAAAAGGUGCAGCAAGUCCUCGCCAUGGAAGGUACCGUUGAAAGGUUUCUUCCAGACACGUCGAUCUCAACUCGGAUUCAAAAUACUUUCGCCGCCAUAUAUCCACUCGAUACUUCAUCGGCUGGUCUAGCCGCUCGUGACCUGGCACUCAAUAACCCGGAAAAGUAUGUUCUGAAGCCGCAGCGGGAGGGGGGAGGGAACAAUAUCUACAGAUCUAAGAUACCCGACUUCCUAAAGUCAAUUCCGGAGUCGCACUGGAGCAGUUAUAUACUCAUGGAAUUGAUCGAACCGCCGAGUUUAGGUAAUAGCAUAGUCAGAAAUGGAAUUAUUACAACUGGCGAGGUUAUUUGCGAACUAGGCAUCUUCGGGGCAGUACUUUGGAGAAACGGCAAAGGGAUAGAAAGGGGCAAAGGGAUAAAGGAGAUUGUUGUGAAUGAAGAGACUGGUUGGCUAUUGAGGACGAAAGGAAGAGAUAGUGAGGAAGGCGGGGUAGCAGCAGGAUUUGGAAGUGUUGAUGGCAUCUUACUUGUUGAUUGA
Messenger RNA from Morchella sextelata, 1401 nucleotides. RefSeq lists its product as uncharacterized. The coding region runs from base 1 to 1401 and encodes 466 amino acids. The record is from RefSeq and is a predicted model, not a curated record. NCBI's taxonomy places the organism in Eukaryota, Fungi, Ascomycota, Pezizomycetes, Pezizales, Morchellaceae. Gene Ontology annotation, cellular component: cytosol. The transcript has 4 exons. Gene Ontology annotation, biological process: glutathione biosynthetic process. Gene Ontology annotation, molecular function: glutathione synthase activity; ATP binding; glutathione binding.